CCCAGUUCACUGCUACAACGAGCGGAGCAUAUGGUUAGCAAACGCAUCACAGUGAACUUUCCUGCUGAAUGUCAAGGUGUAUCUUCAACCAGAUAAGAAGUGCCUUUAAAAGAGUGGAGUGUACAGGGUUCUGGAUCAAGAGGUGUGCAUGAAGUACACCAGCACAGUCUCUGACAAUGACCUGACCAUCACACUGCAUCACUGGCUCCCUCACAGGGUCACCUUACUGAACACACCAUGAAUGACAAGCUGGUCUUCUUGGGCCUGUUGUACUUUGUGCAGGGCAUCCCCUAUGGCCUCCAGUCUUCACUGCUUCCUGUUUACCUGCGAGGAGCUGGCCAUUCACUCACCCGCAUCAGCUUUACCAAAAUCCUCUAUUUCCCCUGGGUUCUCAAGGUCCUGUGGGCUCCUCUUAUAGACCGCAUUGGCACAAAGCGCCGCUGGAUUGUUGGGACUGUGUCUGGUCUUGCUCUCACAUGUGCGUCCAGUGCUGCUCUUGCCCCAGAAGCACACAUAUGGGGAGUAGCAGCAACGCUGCUGACCAUGAACACAUUUGCCUCAGUCCAGGAUAUAGCUGUAGACGGGGCUGCUGUGAGUUUGCUUAAAGGUCGUGGAGAGCUUGGUCUUGGGAACACAGCCCAAGUGGUUGGUUACAAAGCUGGCUCUGUGUUCGCUGGAGGUGGCUUGUUGGCUGUCAUCGAUGUAGCAGGAUGGGGAUGGAUGUUUGUGCUGCUCAUGUUUGUCUAUGCAGGUGUGGCUUUGUUUGUGUUGGGAGCCCCUGUCUUGGAUGAGGAGACCGUAAAGGGGCAGGCAGCAGAUGGCAGCAAGAGGGCAGCAGAAGCUACAAAGCCAUGGAGAGUGUGGAGAAAGAUGCUUGCAGUACCUGGGACCCCUUGGACCAUCCUGUAUGUGCUAACAUAUAAACUUGGUGAGCAGGGUGCUGUCACCAUGUUCCCCCUCUUCCUGUUGGACCAUCACAUGACGGCCCGGGAGCUAGGCUUCUGGAACGGGAUCAUUGCCAUGGGAUUUUCCAUCUGCGGCUCAUCUCUGGGAGGCCUGCUGCUCGCUCAGUUCAGCAUCGGAGCUCUGAUGCGACGUGUGUUUGUGCUGAGAACCGUCAGCAUGGUCUUUCAGAGUUCACUGCUCACUGUGCUGGAGCCAUCACCUCUCAUGAAAGGUAUGGCUGUCCUCAGUAUGAGUGUUCAGCACUUCCUGGGUGGUCUCAUCACCACGCUCACUUUCACGACCAUGAUGCAUUGUACUCAAAGGGCUGAGGAAAGCAUCCAGGCCACGCACUACAGCUUCUUGGCGACUUUGGAGGUGCUGGGGAAGUUGACGUUCAGCGCUCUGGCCGGUGGAGUCGUAGACUGGUUCGGCUUCCAAGUGGCCUUCCUCUUCUUCCUCACUCUGUCGGCCGCUACAGCCCUGCACGUGUGGACCGCCACAUUCACUGGAGCUCUCAGGGAACACCAGCUAAAAGACCAACCCAAAUGAACAGAGGGCCUAUAUGCUGGUCUCUUUCACCCCACUUGAGCCCUCUUGAGUGGGAAUUAGCCAUGCCAUUCACAUCCUUUGUUUGGAGAUGGCCAUAUUUACUAGUAUACUUUACCGCACAAUUAGCACAACUCCUCAUCUCCCUAGCCUUAUUUAUGAGCGAGUGACAUGGAGGCUGCUUGUUUGUCUGGGCAAAUGCAUAAAGAGGUAAUGUAUUUAUUUUGAUGAUGAAAGAGAAAAUUGCGUUUAAUAGUAGCACUCAGCUCUUGUUGUAAGAGUGAAUAGUCUCAAAGCUUUUUUAUCCACUGAGCCAUUUUAUGUUUUAAAAUGCCAGCAAUAAGCGGGCAACAGCAAUACAGCUACUCUCAGAUGUUUGUUUUAACACAUGGUACUGUAUUAUGUCUUAAGUUUGGUUUACAGUGAAUUGAUGCUACCUCACACAAUCAAUGGAGGGUACAAUACACUGUACCAUGGGUGAUGGUGAUGUGUGGUUGCUAUGUGAUUUGAUGGCAAUAGUGUGGAAAUAUUAUUAAUGUAUGACAAAAGCCUUUGAGUAGUAGCACUGAUUAUUUUUAGAGGGCUUAAGCAGAACUAAAUGGGCCCAAGUUAGGUUUUUGUGGAACAUUUUUAGGUAUACUAACUUGUUUUUUUUUACUUGCAAAUUACUUUUUGAUGAGUAAGAAAACACAACAUUGUCUCUGUGCCAAUAAAAAUGGUGAAAAUCCCUACUCAUAGAUACGCCAAAAUCUUCCUUGGGCUCAUUUGGUUCUCACAUCUCAAUAUAUUAUGCUUUAUUACAUGCAUCUCUCAGAACAUUGUAUCUCUGCCUUACAUACUGCAUGGUGCCAUUCAAAAAUGCCAUUAUCCAUAACACUUAAUUUACUGCUGAAAAUAAGAUGAUGCACAGUUAAACUUUUUCUCUGCUAUAUUACAGGUACUAUGCUGUAUAAAUUUGUACUGCAGGCUAUAAAUGUUACUUCAGAUGUGACGCUUUUACAGAGAGAAUCCUGAAUGUAAAAGAUGUGUACUCUCACUUUGAAUGGGAGGAAAGCCAAGGCCUGUCUUUGAGUGUCACUGUGGUGCAGUAUCAGGUCACUUUUCAUGUUAAUGGCUGCUGUAACUGGAACACUAAAUUCAGCAGCUACUGUAUGUACUGUACUGAAUGGGAGGGUACUAUUUGCAAAGCACAGCUCUUAUGUCUCUCUUAUGGAGGAUUUCUUCAUUUACAAAUGCAAUCUGCGAUCUGUUGAUAGCAGCGUUAUGCCAUAACAUUAAUAUGGCUCAGACAGUAGGUGAGGCAGUUUCUGACAAACAAUAAGGUUUAACAUUUGUGGAUCAUUUUGAUAUUUUUCAAGCCAGUGAAUCUCCCAUAGAGUUGCAUAGGCCCCUGCCCUUCAUCUGAAAUGACAUCAACCUAUUCAAUAUAAAAUGGUACUCUUUUGAAUCAGGAAGCUGAAACCUGUGUAUAUAAAAAUGUAUUCUGACACCAUCUUUCUUCCAAAAGUGGCGACUGAAGUAGAGCGUCCCAGCUCUUGGAUUGUAAUCUUAAAAUAUGUUGCUUGGACUGAUACUGAUAACUGUAGAGAAACUGUGUUUGAGAUGUACUGUACUUUGUUAAAUUGCUCAAAUCUUAUAUUAUUAACCUGCCCAGGAACUGCAGAUGGAAACUAGCUUUAGCCAAAUCUGGUGUAAAGCAUCUCUUCUGUAACGAGAUGAAUGCGUUUGCAAUUGGUCCCUGUUAAAAUAAAAUAUAAAUAAGUCUUAAUGUAGUGAAAGAAUGCUGAUGGUUUCACAUAGUGCUGGAUAAUAGACAUGUUACCAUAAAAUUAUUGGUGGUCAUAAUGUAUUCUGUAGUUUACUGGACAAAAGAGUAAGCUACUUGCAGAGGACAUCCUUUGUGAUGGGUGAAGCAUAAAAAUAAAGCUUAACUUUCAACUUGAAAA
Molecule: messenger RNA, 3437 nt
Organism: Boleophthalmus pectinirostris (great blue-spotted mudskipper)
Lineage: Eukaryota; Metazoa; Chordata; Actinopteri; Gobiiformes; Gobiidae
Gene: slc33a2
Product: major facilitator superfamily domain containing 3
Exons: 6
Coding region: 238-1494 (418 amino acids)
Biological process (GO): transmembrane transport
Cellular component (GO): membrane
Molecular function (GO): transmembrane transporter activity
Source: RefSeq, a predicted model, not a curated record